Messenger RNA from Nerophis lumbriciformis (worm pipefish), 1197 nucleotides. Lineage: Eukaryota; Metazoa; Chordata; Actinopteri; Syngnathiformes; Syngnathidae. The record is from RefSeq and is a predicted model, not a curated record.
AUGUUGCAGCAGCAGCAGCCGCAGCCUCUGACGGCCAACGGGGCCUCCAACGGCCGGGGCCUCGCCAUGAGCGGCCACCCCGGCAUGGGGCCGCCGGGGCCGCACCACCGCUCCGCCGACGAGCCGGCGGCGGCGGCGGGCCUGGAGAACGGCGUCGAGAACGGACACGAAGCCCGCCGGGACAUCGGUGACAUCCUGCAGCAGAUCAUGACCAUCACCGACCAAAGUCUGGACGAGGCGCAGGCAAAGAAACACGCGCUCAACUGUCACAGAAUGAAGCCCGCCUUGUUCAGCGUGCUGUGUGAGAUUAAGGAAAAGACAGGCCUGUCCAUGAGGAACAACCAGGAGGAGGAGCCUCAGGACCCCCAACUGGUGCGUUUGGACAACAUGCUGCUGGCCGAAGGCGUGGCCGGGCCCGAGAAGGGCGGCGGGGCGGCGGCGGCCGUGUCGGCGGCCACCAGCUCAGGCGGCAUGUCACCCGACAGCUCUCUGGAGCACUCCGACUACAAGAGCAAGCUCAGCCAGAUACGUGGCAUCUAUCACACUGAGCUAGAGAAGUACGAGCAGGCUUGCACCGAGUUCACCACCCACGUGAUGAACUUGCUGCGGGAGCAGUCGCGUACGCGGCCCGUCACGCCGCGCGAGAUCGAGCGCAUGGUGGGCAUCAUCCACCGCAAGUUCAGCUCCAUCCAGACGCAGCUGAAGCAGAGCACCUGCGAAGCCGUCAUGAUCCUCAGGUCGCGCUUCCUGGACGCCAGGCGCAAGAGGCGCAACUUCAGCAAACAGGCCACCGAGGUGCUCAACGAGUACUUCUACUCGCACCUCUCCAACCCCUACCCCAGCGAAGAAGCCAAAGAAGAACUCGCCAAGCAGUGUGGGAUCACUGUCUCUCAGGUCUCCAACUGGUUCGGUAACAAGCGAAUCCGCUACAAGAAAAACAUUGGCAAGUUCCAGGAGGAGGCCAACCUGUACGCCAUGAAGAACGCCUUGGGGGCGCGGCAGGGCGACGACUCGCCGCACACACCCAACUCCACGGGUUCGGGCUCUUUCUCGGCCGACCUCUUCCUCCGAGUCCCGCCCGUCAACGGGGAGAGCGCUUACCAAAUGGGGGUGCAGGGCAACGGUAGCUGGCAGUCCCGGAGCUCGCCCCCGCCGGGCGGCUCGCCUCGCAGCGAUCAGUCGGACAACUCGGACUGA